Molecule: messenger RNA, 984 nt
Organism: Hyaloscypha bicolor E
Lineage: Eukaryota; Fungi; Ascomycota; Leotiomycetes; Helotiales; Hyaloscyphaceae
Exons: 1
Coding region: 94-486 (130 amino acids)
Molecular function (GO): protein binding
Source: RefSeq, a predicted model, not a curated record
GCCCUACGAGCUGCAAUCGCUGCUGAACACGAGAGAGUUGCACAAUGCUUGAUAACUCAUCAAGCGAAGAAGUUCAAACUCCAAGAGCUGUCAAUGGCCGACUCAUCCAAUUUGUCAACUAAUACACCAACAAAUGAGCCAACAAAUGUGCAAGCUCCGGUGAUGCCGAGUGCGCAAGCAACAGCGGAACCAACAAUUUCCGCGCUUGCAGGCUCCAAUGGGACGCCCUCGGCCAAGGGCAUUGAGAAUGUCCGAAAGCGGGCAGAAUCGAUAUGCAGAGACGGAGAAUAUGGGAACAUUCUACAACUGGCCACCUCCCGAGGCCUUGUAUCGACGGUCGAGCUUCUUCUCAAAUAUGGAGCCGAUCCAAACAUACAAGACACCUCGGACAGAAGAGCUCUGCACAUCGCUUCAUGGUUUGAUUUUCCGGAGAUCGUCGAUCUCCUCCUAAGUCAUGGAGCCGAGAUAAAUGCAAAAGAUGAGUAGGGUGCAACAGCUCGAGACCAAGCUGAAGAGUCACUCGAUCGAGGUGGUCAUCCUGGGGGAAGUGAGGCAGACCUUCAGAGAAUCCGGCAGACGCUUGCAGACAAACUAGGGGAGAUCAACCGCGAGAAACCUGGUACCGAGUUCAAAGGCCCCAAAAAGACGAUGGCCAAGCGGGAGUCGAAAAGGGAAAGGGAAGGCCAACGUCUCAAGAAUUGAAUGUGAAAUCAAGAGAAGUUGGGAUUGGCGCGACAGAGACCACACUAACAUCGACAGAAAAUCUUUCCGGGGUAGUCAAAUCAACUUCCACAGGAACAGAUCCAAGGUCAACAGAAGUCAAGCCAGAGAAUGCAAUGAAGGCGUUGCCAAAGGCUGCAGGAUCACAAAAAGCGAAGCCAGUGUUCACAAUGCCCUCUUGGAUUCCUGGACUUGGAUUUCACGCGACUAUAGUUGAUAUCUGGGAAUCUGAGGCAAAGACUGACUACGAAGAAACCGUUUUCC